Molecule: messenger RNA, 339 nt
Organism: Gossypium arboreum
Lineage: Eukaryota; Viridiplantae; Streptophyta; Magnoliopsida; Malvales; Malvaceae
Exons: 2
Coding region: 1-339 (112 amino acids)
Source: RefSeq, a predicted model, not a curated record
AUGUCUAAUGAGGGGUUCUGUGUUGAUCCGAGGAAGGCAAAGGUUGUGCUGGAUUGGAAACAGCCUAAGAACGGUGUUUUGUUUGUUUGGGUUGAUGCGAAACAAUCAAGCUUUGAGAAGCUCAAGUCUGUUCCAACUCAGGCUCCUAUUCUGAUACAAUUUAAAUCUGGUAAGGAAUUUGUGGUUUACAGUGAUACAUCACACGUCGAUUUGGGAUAUGUCUUGAUGCAAGAUAAAAAGGUUUUGGCUUAUGCUUCCUAUCAGCUUAAGACUCACGAAGGGAACUAUCUGACGCAUGACCUCGAGUUGGUUGCUGUGGUCUUUGCGUUGAAAAUUUAG